Molecule: messenger RNA, 677 nt
Organism: Zychaea mexicana
Lineage: Eukaryota; Fungi; Mucoromycota; Mucoromycetes; Mucorales; Lichtheimiaceae
Exons: 1
Coding region: 42-377 (111 amino acids)
Source: RefSeq, a predicted model, not a curated record
CUUUUUUCUUUCUGCAGCAACAGCAACAAUUCAUCGCCAUCAUGUUUUCAGCAACAGCACAUUCUCCGUCGUCUACCACAGCAGCAGCAGCAGCUGCAGCUGCAGUAUCAUCCCCAAAUGCCGCGGGACCCAACGUUGUACCACCAACUAUUCAGUGUCAUUCCAAAAGUCAUUUUGUCGCUACUUGGCCAACGACACCCAGCACGGUAGCAGCUGCGACUACCACUACACCGACAGCAUCAUCACCAACCUCGUCUAUAGCGCAAAGUCGAAGCUUAAGCCAACACCAUCGAUACUAUUACGAUUUCUGCACGAAAUGCGGUGUCGACACUUCGCGAUUCUCACACGAAGAUUAUUGUCCUGAAUUUUCCCGGUGAAGAGACACAGGCCUAUGCACAUCCAGAAAGACAAAGCGUAUCACCAUCAACCUCAGCUGGCUGCUGUUGUAUUUCAUUUGGACCCACCAUCAUGUCGAUUUCUUUUUCCCGGAUCGGGCAAAAGACCUGAAUUUGUACAUAUUUCCUACUGUAUACCCUCGUUUAAUUUUGUCGUUGUCCCAUACUUUUGUGCUUUAAUAAUAGUUACCAAGUUUCCAUAUUGCGUUAAUACAUAUGUAAUUUGUAAUGAUAGAUUAAUAAAUUACGGUUUAUUUCUAAACCGAUGUCUGACCUUCCGCG